CUAGAAUUCGCCGCGCAGCUGCUUCAGCCCCUCAGCCCCAGCCGGACCCUCGGGUCCUCAUCCACCCUCGCAGGCGCAGGCCGUGGCUACCCCGAAGUCAACUGUGGAGGAUCCUUCCUGGCUUCCUUCAGCUCCAUCCUGCCCUUGGAUCUAGGUCACCCGCUUGGACCCAACUAUCUGAGGCCCGAAUGCCCCGCAGCUCCCGCUGCUCCCUCGCGUUCUGCUGACCCCCCUCCGAGUCAGGACAUCCCCUUUAGACCCCACUUUAGGCCCUUUCAGCCCAACUCCAACUAGCCCCAUCUGCCGCUUCCGCACGAGACAGAGUUUCACUCUUGUUGCACAGACUGGAGUGCAAUGGCGCGAUCUCAACUCACCGCAACCUCUGCCUCCCUGGUUCAAGCAAUUCUCCUGCCUCAGCCUCCUGAGUAGCUGGGAUUACAGCACCAAAAAGGAGACUAACUACCCAGCCCCGUCCAGUCAUGCAGGUGCAGGAUGAUGGAGUCAACCUCAUCCCCUUUGCCAAGUGUUCCAGGGUGGUCAGCCGAUCUCCACCCCCAAGGUUGCCUUCCCAGAGCCUCAGACCCAUGCCCCAGCGUUAUGGAGAUGUCUUCUGGAAGAACCUUAAUCAAAGGCCCACCCCCACUUGGCUGGAGGAGCAGCACAUUCCACCCAUGCUGAGAGCCACUGGUUGCUCCCAGCUUGGUCUGUAUCCUCCUGAGCAGCUCCCACCCCCUGAAAUGCUUUGGAGAAGAAAGAAGAGGAGGCCAUGUUUGGAAGGAAUGCAGCAGCAGGGCCUUGGGGGAGUCCCCGCCCGGGUGAGGGCUGUCACUUACCACCUGGAGGACCUAAGAAGGCGUCAGAGCAUCAUCAACGAACUGAAGAAGGCCCAGUGGGGCAGCUCUGGGGCUGCAUCUGAGCCAGUGGUGCUUGGCGAAGAGGGCUGUGGAUUCCCCAGCACCAAUGAAUACCCUGAUCUGGAAGAGGAGAGAGCAACCUAUCCACAGGAAGAGGACCGUUUUCUCACUCCUGGCAGGGCCCAGCUGCUUUGGUCUCCCUGGAGCCCCCUGGAUCAGGAGGAGGCUUGUGCCUCCAGGCAGCUGCACUCUCUGGCCUCGUUCAGCACUGUCACAGCCAGAAGGAACCCCCUUCACAAUCCCUGGGGGAUGGAGUUGGCAGCGUCUGAAGAGUAAGGAGAAACCACCGAUGCCGAGAGGCUAGUGGUGCCCCAGGGACCCAAGACUAGUUCCGUCACUAGAGUCACCCUCAUUGCUGACAUGAAGGCGUUUCCCCUUCCUUCGUCUCUCCAACUGCCUUUCCCAUCCUCUGAACUAGGCAUUAACAGCCCCCGUGGGCUCCCAUCUCAACCCACCGCUCUCACAGGAGCACCCCAAGUCCUGUUUUCCUCCAGGCCCCGCUCCUGGCCUUGUAUUCUCUCUGCUCUGUUAUUAAAAAGCAAGCAAGUGGA
This is a messenger RNA of Homo sapiens (human), 1465 nucleotides long. RefSeq names its product inhibitor of CDK, cyclin A1 interacting protein 1 (gene INCA1). The record is from RefSeq and is marked validated. Gene Ontology annotation, cellular component: cytoplasm; nucleus. The coding region runs from base 480 to 1190 and encodes 236 amino acids. NCBI's taxonomy places the organism in Eukaryota, Metazoa, Chordata, Mammalia, Primates, Hominidae. Gene Ontology annotation, molecular function: cyclin binding. The transcript is spliced from 9 exons.